GAAGGUUUGCCUUAGAAGACGAUGACGGUGUUUGUUGGUGUUGGUGUUGCUGCUCGUGGCUGACCUCGCGCAUCGCGAAUUCGCGCCAGCAUCGUCGCCGCACUGCACAAUCUUCGUCGUAGUAACACAAUGGCCAUGAUAGUUGGAGCUGGCAGGAUCUCGGUAGUGGGAUUCGCGAUAGAUGUAGACGCCCAGUUCAAGGCCGCGGCGUCAGUUGGGAGUGGGCAGCUAUGUUGCCGAGGCCCUGCGCUGAGAAAUCCGUUUGUGGGGCAGACUCUGAAGAUUGCGGUGAGGUGUUGGUCGAGAAGUGAGCAGCAGAGGCGUUAUGAGGCAUUGGUGGCAAGGUCUGAGAGGGAUAGAAAUGGCAGGGAGGGAGAGCCCCUGGCUGCGCCUGCCAUUAAGGAGAGUCCGAGUGAGGAGGAUGCUGUGGAUGCCGAAGAGGCGGAGCUGAAGAAGCCGAGCUGGUUGCCUGAUUGGGCUGCCAUUUCGUCCGAUGACGGGAAGACCAUCUUGGCCGCAUUUGCGUUCUCGUUGCUGUUUAGGUGGUUCAUUGCGGAGCCUAGAUUCAUUCCCUCUCUUUCCAUGUACCCAACAUUCGAAGUCGGUGACCGGAUUGUUGCUGAAAAGGUGUCGUAUUACUUUAAACAGCCCAGCGUGAAUGACAUCGUCAUUUUUAAGGCGCCGGAAAGUUUACAAGCCAAGGGUUACAGUGCAGGAGAGGUCUUCAUCAAGCGUAUAAUCGCUAAAGCUGGAGAUGUCGUUGAGGUUCAUAAUGGCCAAGUCUUCGUCAACAAGCAGCCAAAGAAUGAGCCGUUCAUUGCUGAGCCGCCCAUAUACGACAUGAAAGCCACUUAUGUUCCCGAAGGUUUUGUGUUUGUCAUGGGGGACAAUCGUAACAAUAGCUACGACUCGCAUAUCUGGGGGCCACUUCCUGUGAAGAGCAUUUUAGGACGGUCCGUGGUACGUUACUGGCCACCCACCCGGCUCGGCAGCACGGUGUUGGAGCCAGAGGCUCCUGGUGUUCGCUUGACGCCUGUUCUCCCACUGCUUCAGGCUCAAAGUGCAAUGAGACCAUCGUAAGUCUUUCGUAGGAUUAGUGCAAUCAGGUUCGGUAACCCUGUCAUAUUAGGUUUGCGAACGAAGAAUUUUUUCUCUUUCGUCCAACCAUCCUUGAAGCACGUGUAGCAAGAUUUUGUAAAUUAUUUUGUUUUCCCAUGGAAGCAAUGGGCUGGUCAAUCAGCCAGAGUGUCGACUCAAUAGCAACAAUUUUUUCUCGUUUUUUGGAAAUCAAAUUACCAGAUGUGUGUGGAAGGGCAACAAUCUGUGCAUUCAUGGAAACUCAAGUCUGUGAUGGAACCACGCAUAGCAGCGUCCUCUUUGUAGAAUCCAGCGUUUGCAUUUUAUUUAUAUCGAACUGUGGUGACCAUUGUCAGCUCC
Molecule: messenger RNA, 1437 nt
Organism: Physcomitrium patens
Lineage: Eukaryota; Viridiplantae; Streptophyta; Bryopsida; Funariales; Funariaceae
Biological process (GO): thylakoid membrane organization
Cellular component (GO): chloroplast thylakoid membrane
Molecular function (GO): serine-type endopeptidase activity
Source: RefSeq, a predicted model, not a curated record